AUGCACAUUUCCGAGCCCAUAGAGCCCGAAAUUCCUGACCAUUACUUGGACCUGGGUGUGAAUCGGCGUGCUACAGCAGCAGACGUGAAGAAGGCUUUCCACAUGCUAGCGCUACGACACCACCCAGACAAGAAAGCGCCGGAAGCGAGACAGCGCGAAGCAAAAGAGGAAGCUCGUGCCAAAGUGGAGCGUACUGCUCGACAAGAGAAAGAACGACUCGCGGAACAGCGAUCACGUCAAGCAGCAGAACGAGCACAAAAAGAACUAGAAAAGGUGGCCGAAGAACGCCUCCGCCAAUGGGAAGAAGAUCAGGGGGCCAAACUAAAGCAGCAUUGCGAACAGCGCCAGGGGCAGGCGGAGAAGAAGAAUAUGAUGGAGGAGGACAUAAUGAUCAUGGAGGAAGACAUGCUGAUUAUGGAGGAGGACAUGAUGAUUAUGGAGAGGGAGAUGAAUGUGAUGAAGGAGAACAUGAAUAUGAUGGAGGAGGACAUGAUGAUGAAUAAGAAGAUGAUUAUGAUGAAUGAGAAGAGGAAGAUGAUGGAGAAGAAGAAGAUGGAGAGGAAGAAGAAGGCGGAGAAGAGGGGCAGGGGCCAGGGGAAGAGAAGAGCGAAUAAAUGA
This is a messenger RNA of Alternaria arborescens, 618 nucleotides long. RefSeq lists its product as hypothetical. The record is from RefSeq and is a predicted model, not a curated record. Bases 1 to 618 code for a protein of 205 amino acids. The transcript is spliced from 2 exons. NCBI's taxonomy places the organism in Eukaryota, Fungi, Ascomycota, Dothideomycetes, Pleosporales, Pleosporaceae.